Molecule: messenger RNA, 911 nt
Organism: Hibiscus syriacus
Lineage: Eukaryota; Viridiplantae; Streptophyta; Magnoliopsida; Malvales; Malvaceae
Product: receptor-like protein 35
Exons: 2
Coding region: 234-737 (167 amino acids)
Molecular function (GO): protein binding
Source: RefSeq, a predicted model, not a curated record
UCAAUAGGGGACGUUUGUAUGCGUCGAAAUUGAAUUGGUCACAGGGGCUGAAAAAUCUCAGAAAACUUUAACUGAGUGGUGUUGAUCUAUCUGAAGUGUGUCAAUCAGCUCUAUGGGCUAAACCGAUAUCGAAUCUUACCAAGCUUAGGUUGCUUGACGUAUCAAAUUGUCAAAUUUCGGGGAAGAUUCCAAUUGAACAGCUUCUCUUCCUUACCAGACUAACUGAAUUGUACAUGAGCUUCAACUUUUUUGCCACGAAAAUCCCAAGUAAGUUGGCCAAUCUCACCUAUCUUAGGGUUCUUGACCUCACCAGAUCAAACCUGCAAGGCCAUAUCCCCUACCUUCCUCAAGUAAAGAUACUUUAUUUGGGAAACAACUCAGACCUUACUGUCGAUCUCCAUUCUAUGUUCGCGAUUGGAUCCAUCCCACCCUCCAUCGGCAACUUCACCUCAUUAGUCAAAUUCAGAGCAUACAAUAGUUUCAUUCAGGGUCAGAUACCUACCUCCAUGAUGAACCUUUCGAGGUUGGAACACUUGUUUCUAGACAUGAACAACAUGAGUGGUGAGAUUUCAUCUUCAAUAUCCAAUUUAAAAAGCCUGCAAUUUUUAUCUUUGAUGCAGAACUCUUUUCAUGGACCGAUACCGGACACGAUUUGUACCAUUUCAUCUGAGGUAUCUAGACUUAGCAGUCAACUCUUUUACCGGAAACUUACCGGAUUGCAUAGGCCAUCUCCAUAACCUCAGCUGCCUUUCUGUAGGCUCCAACAACAUGAACGGGUCAAUCCCUUCAUUGUCUUCUUUCUUCCGAAACUCGACUCCGUAUAUUCUAGAUCUAGGAUAUAGUGGACUAACUGUGAAAGUAGACCAGCAACCCUUUCCACCAACAUUUCAGCCAGAAAUUUUGUACCUAGA